Molecule: messenger RNA, 1695 nt
Organism: Fusarium falciforme
Lineage: Eukaryota; Fungi; Ascomycota; Sordariomycetes; Hypocreales; Nectriaceae
Product: Uds1 domain-containing protein
Exons: 4
Coding region: 1-1695 (564 amino acids)
Source: RefSeq, a predicted model, not a curated record
AUGGUUCACAUUGCCAAGUGCAUCGUCGACAUUGAUGCCAACCAUAUAACGAAGCCACCCUCUCAGUCCCCAAACGACUUGAAAGCAUCCCCUCUUCCUCAGCCAGAGAAGCCAUUUACUUGGAGAAUGCAACAUCCCGACCCAUGGAGGAAGUACCAGGUCUUCCCCAUGGAGAGGAGGCUGCCGGUCCUCAACAGCAGCACUAAGGCCAUGGACGUCGAGAAGGCUGUUCCUGCAUCUUCGGUGCCAACGAGCGAUAAGACAGACAAGCAGCUAGCACCCGAUGGUCUGAAGAAGAGGCUCAAACAGCAUAGUUUGGUCCAACGACGCAAGAUCAGUGUACCAGAGAUUGGGCCCAUGACAACAGUUCAAGAACUUGCCAUGGAUUCGCCGACUAUUCCUGGACGCCCGCCCUUCCACGAGCGCUCUAUUAGUGCCCCUGGUACUUCGUUCAGAAAGCAUCAGCUUACAGACACUUUCCUUUACAUCUCCAGCGAUGAUGAAGAUCCCGAGCCUCGGUCUGCCGGCAGAGUGGCUCCUCAGGCAUUCCCUCAAGGAAUAGCCCCCAUCUCGCCGAAACAUCUUGCCCCCCUCGUCAUCCCCAAGUCCGAUGCACCAUUGCCCUUACUCCGGUGCCAGCAAUCCCUCAACUGCUUCACUACGAGGAAUGAUUUCCAGAGACAUGGUUGCUUCAAUGGAUCGGCCCGAAGCCCCACGGCCUUCACCCCCAACUCUUCUAUGCCCGAUCUCACGACACCUAAGUCAGCAUCGACCAAUGCCACGUCCUGCGGCACGCUGCCUACUCCUCUUUCAGCACCACCAAUGGAGUCUCGGACCGCGUCUCCUAAGCCAUGGGAUGGACGUUACACUCCUCCCAUCAUCACGACGGAAGAAAGCAGUGCCUUCCGAGGCCACCGAAAGGGUGGCUCAGAAUCAUCGGGGAUCAUGGGUAGAGGGCGACCGAGGAAGAGGCCUGACUUGCGCACCAACAACUGCCCAAUCAUUCAGAGGACAGAGCCGAAGAGAGGCAAGAGCUCAGAGCAAAAGGCCUUUGAACAGCUGCCUACUGGUCUGAAGCAAGCCGAUGCCUCUGAGCAACUCGAGCAGUCUGAACUUGCUUUGCUUCAAAACCAAGCGUUCGACCAGGUGGGGAGAUUCGAGAUUCUGAAGGCAGCGGAUGUCGAGGUGCUUUCUAAGGAACUCUGCCACUUGGAUGAGAGGACUGAAUACCUGCGUCGUACCUACAAUGCUCUCCGCGUAGGCCGCCGAAAUCUCCACUCACGCAUCUGCCAGUACCUGCGCUCUCCUCGUGUCGCCAAGUUCAGCCAUGAGUCGAUGAUGAAACAGGAGGAGGCACUUGUGGAGCUGGAUGCCUCCAUUGAUGACUGGGUGAACAAGCUGGAACAGGCAGAGAACCGACGGACCCGCGUCCGUCAGAAGCUUCUCGAGCAUGUUGCUGCAGCCGCGUGCCUCGCUGUUGGCGGAUUGACCACUACACUGGAGCCACCACAGCAGCCACACACCAACACUCCUGCUUCAGGCAUCGGUAACAUAUCGACCCCGCCGCGGAGCCCCCUUAAGGAAACGUUCACAUCCGCUGGUACCGCGAGCAGCUCGCCCUCGCCUCAACGCGUCGUGGCUCGGGUUCCCAGCACCGUCGUGGAGCAGCCUAUUAUCGAAGAGGCGGCAACGUGA